Corylus avellana is the source of this 1968-nucleotide messenger RNA. It is a transcript of the gene ATS1, whose product is annotated as phospholipid/glycerol acyltransferase family protein. The record is from RefSeq and is a predicted model, not a curated record. Gene Ontology annotation, biological process: phosphatidylglycerol biosynthetic process. Gene Ontology annotation, molecular function: glycerol-3-phosphate O-acyltransferase activity. Gene Ontology annotation, cellular component: chloroplast stroma. Lineage: Eukaryota; Viridiplantae; Streptophyta; Magnoliopsida; Fagales; Betulaceae.
CCCUCAUCCCCUCCACGACGUCGUUUCUUCCCAGCGAUAAAAAGCACGUGCGCCCGCCAAUCCCCUACCCUCCCUCUCUCACUCUUCGUCUCAGUCUCUCAACUCAGUCUCAUCCACACCUCUCUCUCUAGACUUUUAGAAAUCAAAGAGACCGAAUCAAAGCCUUAGAGUAAUAUGUUUAUCCUAUCCGCCACGCCUUCGUCCACAUUCUUCACAUCAACGCCUAGGGUUUCGCUUUCGUUUUUAUCGUCGUCGUCGUCGUCGUCUUCUUCUUCUUCUAGGCUUUGCUCGGUCUCUGUGCGAUUCGGUGCGCGGGGGCCGGUUUUUCCGUGUCCUAUUCGCUCGGUGAAGGUGAGAGCCAUGGCGGAGAUGGUUCAGGACAAGGACUCCGCUGAGGAAAAUGUGGCGUGUUCCGGCGGAGAGAGAAGCCACUCGCGCAUCUUUCUUGAUGCGAGCACCGAAGAAGAGCUGCUGGCUGGAAUCAGGAAGGAAAGAGAAGAGGGAAGGCUGCCUUCAAAUGUUGCUUCAGGGAUGGAAGUAUUGUACCACAAUUAUAAAAAAGCAGUUUUCCAAAGUGGAAAUCCAAGGGCUGAUGAAAUAGUGUUGUCAAAUAUGGCUGUUGUAUUUGAUCGUGUAUUCUUUGAUGUUGAGGAUCCUUUUGUCUUUUCACCAUAUCACAAAGCGCUGCGAGAGCCUUUUGACUACUAUAUGUUUGGUCAAAGUUAUAUCCGUCCUUUAGUUGAUUUCAGAAAUUCGUAUGUAGGCAACAUUUCGCUUUUCAAUGAAAUUGAAGAGAAGCUUCAGAAGGGUCACAAUAUUGUCUUGAUGUCAAACCACCAAACUGAAGCAGACCCAGCUAUCAUUGCAUUGUUGCUUGAAGCAACAAACCCACAUAUUGCUGAAAGCAUGACUUAUAUAGCAGGGGAUAGAGUUUUAAUAGAUCCUCUUUGCAAGCCCUUCAGCAAGGGAAGGAAUCUUCUCUGUGUGUACUCGAAGAAGCACAUGUAUGAUGAUCCUGAGCUUGUUGAGAUGAAAAAGAAAGCAAACACACGAAGUUUGAAGGAAAUGGCUUUACUUUUAAGGGGUGGAUCACAAUUAAUAUGGAUUGCACCAAGUGGUGGGAGGGAUCGACCUGAUCCUCACACAAAUGAAUGGUUUCCAGCACCCUUUGAUGCUUCUUCAGUGGACAAUAUGAGAAGGCUUGCUGAACAUUCUGGUGCCCCCGGGCAUAUAUAUCCAUUAGCAUUGUUGUGCAAUGACAUAAUGCCCCCUCCACCCCAGGUAGAAAAAGAAAUUGGAGAGGAAAGGGUCAUCUCCUUUCAUGGAGCUGGAUUAUCAGUGUCACCAGGCAUCAGCUUCUCUGAAAUUGCUGCUGCCUGUGGAAACCCUGAAAAGGCUAAGGAUGCAUACUCGCAAGCGAUUUAUAAUUCCGUGACUGAGCAAUACAAUGUGCUCAAUUCUGCUAUACAUGGCAAACAAGGACUAGAGGCAUCUAUACCGAGUGUCUCUUUGUCACAACCAUGGAAUUAGUGGACCUUUAUAAUCAGGGACUACUGCACCUCCCUAUUCUUCUUAUCAAUGUGGGAAUUCAAAACCAAAGAAAGAAACCUCUGAAGUUACCACCUCAUGAGCGGGAUCCAACAGACAUCAAUACCAUACGACAUUUUUGUUUCCUUUUUCCCUGGUUUAGAUACCACUUCAAGUAUGUGUGAAGAAAAAUCUGUUACAAGAUUUAUCCUUUACAGGAUGUUGUGUCUUGGCUGGAACAUUUUCUUGCCCAAGCCUAUCAUAGUUAUGAUUUUGUAUAUUGGAAUGGAGUUUUUUUUUUUAUAUUUUUUUUUUAGUUUUGAUCUCAAUUCUGAAAAUCAUAAUUGCUCUUGAAAAGCCAGUCCAGAGAAGAGGUUGAGAGAAAGUCAUAAUUAGCCAAAAAUUGCUGACCUAUUUCAGUUAUUUUUUAAUUAACUUUGU